Messenger RNA from Haemorhous mexicanus (house finch), 6643 nucleotides. It is a transcript of the gene PREPL, whose product is annotated as prolyl endopeptidase like. Gene Ontology annotation, molecular function: serine-type endopeptidase activity. The record is from RefSeq and is a predicted model, not a curated record. The transcript is spliced from 14 exons. Gene Ontology annotation, cellular component: cytoskeleton; Golgi apparatus. Bases 969 to 3320 code for a protein of 783 amino acids. Gene Ontology annotation, biological process: proteolysis. NCBI's taxonomy places the organism in Eukaryota, Metazoa, Chordata, Aves, Passeriformes, Fringillidae.
AUCCAGCGGCUGCGGGACCGGCCGGGCUAGGGAUGGAGCGGGAGGAGGGGCGCGGCCAUCUUUGCUAAGGGCAGCGCCGAGGGACUCUCGGCGGCCGAGGAGGCGCGGUGCUCUUCAGGCCGGCACCGCGUGGGUGCACCUCAAGACAAGUCGCCCGUGGCCGCCGCGCUCGGGGACGGGACUGGGUGUGGCUCGGCGGCCACCCGGGAAAGCCGCUCUAAGGAGGGUGCCCGCCCCGCUGUGGGUCCUCGUCCCGGCGCUGACAUCAGCGGCGCUCGGCCGUCGCGGCUGCUGAAGCUCCCUGCCGCCAUCUUAGUUACUGGCAGCGCCCCUAGGAGCGCUGCCGCCCGGCCGGCCGGCGUCCGAUCCCGGGCAGCUCCGGCGCAGCGGGAGCGGGAGCGGCAGGAGCGGCGGCAGCGCCACGGCGAGUCCUUGCGCGGGCCGCGGGCGGACGGGCAGCGCCGGCGGGGAGCGGGGCCGCGCCGGGCCCUGCCGGACACGUGGGGCCCGUCCCCUGCAGUGGUCCUGCCAACGGGGUUCAGCUGCUGCUGCUGCCCAGGGAGCCUCGGGAGAGAGCGUGGGUUUGGUGUUAGAUGAUGGGGAACGGAGGGGGGACGACUUCUCCAAACUUUCCCAGUGUUCUGUCCAGCGUUUGGACGUGCGCGGUUGCAGCUCCCCUUCCCCUCAGUUUCACUGGAGUUAAACUUUAGGCCGCCCGGAAUGUUCAGGUUAAAAUGUGGGUGCCAGUUGUUAACAGACAGACAAAGUUUAACUUAUUCUCAUUUGAUUUACCUAGUGAAUCAAUCACAUUUAUUUGAAAGAAGAAGUUUACGCUAUGUCUGUUUCCUCUGUAUGUAUGUAUAUUUAUGCCUGCAGUUUACAUUAUGUUUAUUUCACACGCACAGUGUAAAUGAUCAGCCGUUCGGGAUUUUCAGAAAUUUCACUAAUUUUACAGAAUUUUUCACGAAAUGAAGGUUAGGAUGUCCUGCGCUGGACUGCAGAAUCUUCUCCAAAGGAUGAGCUUCAGUACCAAGUACUACUCUAAGCACAACCCUCCUCAAACAGUGUGUCCUUUCAGUAAAGUUGGACCAAAAAUGUGCCACAUCCUGGGCUGUUCAAAAAGUACAUGCACCCACAGGACUGCACCACCUGGAAGCAUCCUGCCAUGCAGAUUCUUUUCCUGCAAGCAGGAAGGAACAAAAGUCCCUUCCAAAAGGAAGCAAAAUACAUCCAUAGUAACUUCAGACCUUUUGCACAAGAACCUUCUGAAAUCAGAGCAAAAAAACUGGAAUAACAUUUCACCAACAUACAAAGCUAUGACAAAGAGGAUCAAAGAAAAACUGAAAGAAUUGCACAACAUGUAUACACUCAAUUCAAGAAGCCCAAGGAUAAGGUUUGGAGAGAAUGUGUACUUUGAAGAGAAUGGCUGCAUAUUUCUUGCAAAAGCAGAUGAUGGUGAGAGAAAUGCUAAGAUUUUAUUCAGUGUUGAAGAUCUUGGCUUUUCUGAUGCCUUUAUUCAACGGAUCAGAAUUUCACCAGAUCAGAGAUAUAUGGCCAUCAGCUUAAAAAGUGAAAAUUCUGAAGAGGCAACCUGCAUUAUUAUGAAACUUGGUAACCUUCCUGUAGUGGAAAAAGUAAUUCCAAGUGUAUUUAGCUUUGAAUGGGCUGCACAUGAUGUUCUGUAUUACACAGUUCAGAAGAACCUUAAAUGCCAGAAUGUAUUCAUGACCACUUUCACUUACCAGGAACAUACUAAGUUAGUUUAUACAGAACAAGAUGCAAGAUUCUUUGUAGACCUUUAUUGCACAAAAGACAGGUGUUUUCUCACUAUCAACAGCAACAGCAAGACAACCUCAGAAGUUUGGCUGGUUGACUGCAGACAUCCCUUUGAGUCGCCUGCUCUUGUACAAGCACGAACCACGGGGCUCAUUUACCACAUUGAGCACAGGAAGGACCUGUUGUACAUUCUUACUACAUAUGGAGAACCUGCAGAAUAUAAGGCAAUUUUGACUGAUAAAUACAUUCAUAGGAUUAAUUUAGAUGCCUAUUGCAGGUCAUAUGGAAAUAGUAAGUUGAUGAAGGCACCAGUAGCUUCCAGUGGCAAGGAGAAUUGGCAGUUAGUUUAUGCACCAGAAAGGAAAACCAAGCUAGUAGACUUUGAGAUGUUCAGUGAUGACUGUAUUAUGUUCCUGAAGAAUGCUGGUCGUCUUUACUUAAAAGUGAUUUCUUUUGUUUCACACUCAGUUCAGUCAAUAAAGCUGCCUACGUGGGCCUGUGAAUUUGAAUUGGAAUCUCAUCCUGAAUAUACCACCAGCACCUGCUAUUUUCAGCUCUCCUCCCCAGUACACCCCCCUAAGCGUUUUGCAUAUUCAUUUAAAGAAAAUAAUCUCAUUGAGCAAGCUGUGCAAGAGGUACCAAUUAUUACGAAUUGUCACACUACACGUUUACUAGCUAAAAGCGAGGAUGAAACUUUGGUGCCAAUUACAGUUUUUCAUAAUAAGAAUUCUAAAGAACUACACAGGAGACCACUUCUAGUUCAUGUAUAUGGAGCUUAUGGCAUAGAUUUGAACAUGAGCUUUAAAGAAGAGAAGCUGAUGUUAAUUGAAGAGGGUUGGAUAUUAGCAUAUUGCCAUGUUAGGGGUGGAGGAGAGCAGGGCCUUAGCUGGCACAGAGAUGGAUGUCAGCAUAAUAAACUCAAAGGUCUCCAUGACCUCAGGGCUUGCAUCACGCUGCUGCACCAAGUGGGAUUUUCUCAGCCCAAACACACAGCACUGGCAGCUGCCAGUGCUGGGGGAGUUCUUGCAGGAGCCCUGUGCAACACUGACCCAGCCCUGAUCAGAGCCAUGGUUUUACAGGCUCCUUUUGUAGAUGUUCUAAAUACAAUGAUGAAAACUCAUCUCCCACUGACAAUUGAGGAACAAGAAGAAUGGGGAAAUCCAUUAGAAGAUGAAAAAUGUAUGAAGUAUAUCAAAAGCUAUUGCCCAUACCAGAAUAUUAAGCCACAGUGCUAUCCAUCAGUUUUUAUCACGGCGUAUGAAAAUGAUGAACGGGUGCCACUAACAGGAAUUUUACAGUAUGUUCAGAAACUCAGGAAGGCUGCACUAGAUCAUGCCAGCAGAACAAGUAAGAAAGUGAUCACCAGUCUAAUUGUUCCAGGAAAUUGGAUUCCUAAUAUCAUCCUAGAUGUCCAGGCAAAUGGCAGUCAUUGUGAUUCAUCCUGGGAGCACUCACUGAAUGAGGUUGCAAGACACCUUGCUUUUCUGAACAGAGAACUUGAGGAAGUGUCCCAUCCCCAACAUCACAGCAAAUCCUGCAAAUAACUCCCAAACACACUGACCACCUGAGAAACUUUGGAUCAGAUUUGGAUUUGUAUGGAAAGCAAACACCUUCUCCAGAGGAUCUCUCCUCUCAGAUCCCUGCUGGGUGUGGCACUGCCUUACAAAAAUACAGACCAAGAACUGGAUUUCUGCCCUGCCAGGCUGUGCAGCAGCAGCUGCCAGCAGAACUGAGUUUGUCCAGCAACUCUGUUCACAUGAGCCAGCAGAGCAGUGCUACAUGAGCAGAGCCAGAGCACACAGAGCCCCACAGGAGAGCCACGGGCACUUGGCACAGGCAGCCUUCCUGUCCAAGGCAUCUCUUGCAAGGCACAUCUUACACAAGGCAGCAGAACUCCUCCAAAGCAUCUGACAUUCAAGUCUCACUACUUCCAGGACUAAUUCCCAUACAUAGUUGAUGGGGAUUGCUGCCCUCUCUAUCUGCACAGCAGCCAUGGUGUACUGAUCAUAGGGUGGGACUGACCAAACUGCAAAGAAAAGCACUCUCAAGAACGGGAAUUUUAGCAGAACUCUGCUCUGAACACAUUAAAAAUCUUUCAGUUACCUUACCUUGCAUGGUAAUCUUAAGAAGGAGGUGCCAAAUCCCUUGGGAGGACAAGAUCAAUGUGUCAGAAGAUGCCAGAGUCUCUCCAGAGGGUAAAUCAAAAAGAAUGCCCCCACUAAAGCAGCCUGAUUCAUAGCUUUGAGUGCCUUGUCUCAGAGGGCAGCUAUCUGCUGUGCCUUGCUUGUUAAAAGAGAUGUGUGGUGCACACCCAGGGCCACAUCAACUGCUGCAGGUGCAGCAGGUACAAGUCAGAGCACGUGUACAAGUGUGACAUUCAGUAGGGUUGGUUCUGCUGCUUCCUCUGGACCAAAGUACACACCCCUCACCUCAGCCUUGGGACAGGAAAAGAAAUAAGAAAAUGCAAACGUAUUCUCACUCAGCAGGGAGGGGGAGAAUCAACUGGAAAUGCAAUUAUGAGUGUGGGAUUAGAUAUUAGCUACAUUUUGUUCUUUUUCUUACUAACUUUGAGGAUAAUCAGAGUUAUUAGAUUUGAGAGAAGAGGUGAAACAUCACAACAAUAUAUGCUAUUCCUGCUUGUGUUCACCUGUUUUAGCAAAUAUAGGGCCGCCCCUUUGGAAUAAUUUUUACAAAUCUGCAGACUUCUAAAAAGUUACAGUGAACUGCCAUAGGCUUGGGAUUCCACAGGAGCACUUACAGACCAGCAACCUCCAGGGUCAGCACCCAGAAAGCAACUGUUCUCUCUCCUCCCAAAAAUACAUGCCCAAACAGGACAGUUUUUAGAAUAGGUUUACUUAUCUUCUCCACAGAUCCAAAGGGGGAGUCCAUACCAUUCUUUUUCCUUUUCAUCACAAAUACAGAUACAAGACAAUUAUGUAGAUGAUUUUUCAGGACAUUUAUUUAGUAUACAAAUAACAUUUUAAAAGCCAAAGAAAACGGCGUAUUUUUAGCAUUUCCCUGAAGCUAAUAUCUUCUAAAUUAACAUGAAAGCAUGGGUAUUCUACUCCUCUACUUAACAGUUCAUGUAGAGUAAAUUGAGGGCCUUGGAAUAACAAGCUUUUUCUGCCACAAAACACUUCCCUUGAAAAGCUUCCAUAGUAUGAACAGGCUUUGCUGUUGUAUAUUCUAGGACCAGGCCUUCUCCCAUUUCAGUUUUAAUUAGUUUGGUAUUGACCACUUCACCAGCAUUGCUAAAAUGAGUACUGAGCCUUAUUACAGCUUCAGAGGGAAGGUUAGGAACUAUGGCCUGCAGGUCUGUUGUUGACUCCUGGCCAAAGUUGAGCACCAUCAUGAAGACUCUGUCUAACCCAUCCAGCUCCCUCACGUACACAAACACGUUACUGUCAUUCCAGACGUGGCACAUCCACCCUCGGGUGAUGGGGAGCUCAUCCUUCCGCAGCAACGUCAGCGCUCUGUACAGACCCAGGGUUGAGUUGGACCAGGCACUCUGUAUCUGCAAGAGACAGCACCAGCAGGGUCAGUUCCUGGCUCUGCAGGGAGGAAAUACAGCUCCCUUCUCACACCCACCCAGGCUGCUGAGAACGCACCUAUCGGAAUUCCCUGCUGACAAUUAUCCCUCUUCAAAUCUGCCUGCAGAUUUCACUGAAAAUCUGCUUUUUCUCCUGCACCUUCUUGGCACGUCUGGAGUGGCAGACACAGAGUUUAUUAAGCAUAACAGUUCCCCAGCACUAAAGCCGUUGCUUCCUCCCCCAGCUUCCUUUCAGUACUGUUGAUUCAGGAGAAAGCCACAGCCAUUCAAAGCUUGACACUGAAUCUUUUUCAUUGAGUCCAGUCUACUGCAGUCGCUGGGUUUAUUUCAUGCUUUAUAUUUCUGCUAUCUUGGAUUUUUUUUCCUGCCUUCAAUUUUGGGUAGCACUGUAGGUCAGCAAAAUCUGUUUGAUUCGCUGCUCUACUUAUGUUAGAGUUGGUCUAUGUCAAGUUCUUGUUACAAAACCAGUGCUUUCUAUAGCAAUAGAAAUGGGGGAAAAGAGACCAGUUUUCAAUUUAAUAUCAGAAGGAUUAAAAGGAUGUUAAAGAGCCAAAUUGCAACAUCAACAUCAUAAUUGUAGUUCGUCUGCUUAAAUGAAUAUAGAUGAAGUAGGCUCCUUGUUGUACAAGGAUUUCCUUUUCUAAUAAACCUUGUGAGCAUUCAGUGCCUUUUUUUCCCCUUGAGUUUGUUCAUUCUACCAAUGCUCACUACUAAAGGGAAGCCAGAGCAAAAGAGAUACAUUAAAAUAUUUUGAGACCCUUAGUUUGUUACACAUAUAGAUACCUACUUCCACAUUUACACUUUGGUAGUCAGAGUUAACAGGUAACCAGCUGCUGUUGCCUUCAGUAAAACCGGCAUUAACUUUUCCAUCCCACUGCAUGGGGGAUUUCUCUGGGAGGGUUGCCUAGAAAAUAGAAGUGGUGAUUAGCAUAUUAAAAAUUAUUCUUUGAAUAGCAUGUUCUCACCUCUCCCAGAUUAUCUCCCUUUCAGUCUUGCUUUCUUUGGUUUAAGUUAAAAAUAAUGAGGAUGUAAUUGUGGUCCAAAUCUAAGGAGAAAAUGAGAACCAAGACAGUUCCUGAAAUGGAGGGGAGGGGAUCAUCUCAGAUACAGCAUUGCUGGGUAAAACGUGGAAUUCCCAAAUGACUCUUACUAGAGUUGUCAUCCUCUGCAACAGAUGGUUGGAUAAAAGUUUAUUGAUGACAGCCAAGACAUUCUGAUAAAUAUCUAGACAUGCAGAGAGUGAAUACGUGAGGUAAUGAGUCCUUAGAAGAGAUGUCAUUAAAAUAACAGUAAACAACAAGUAAUUGCUGUUCAGUG